This is a messenger RNA of Aspergillus affinis, 1185 nucleotides long. RefSeq names its product putative COPII-coated vesicle protein. Lineage: Eukaryota; Fungi; Ascomycota; Eurotiomycetes; Eurotiales; Aspergillaceae. Gene Ontology annotation, cellular component: endoplasmic reticulum; endoplasmic reticulum membrane; COPII-coated ER to Golgi transport vesicle. The record is from RefSeq and is a predicted model, not a curated record. The transcript has 3 exons. The coding region runs from base 1 to 1185 and encodes 394 amino acids. Gene Ontology annotation, biological process: retrograde vesicle-mediated transport, Golgi to endoplasmic reticulum; endoplasmic reticulum to Golgi vesicle-mediated transport.
AUGAAUGGGUACUCAGGGCAUGGCCUGGAUGAAGAUGCAUUCGGGGAAAAGCCCAGCUCGAAGGGCGGCUUGCAAACAUUCGAUGCCUUUCCGAAAACCAAGCCUUCCUACACCACGCCCUCGCGCCGCGGCGGACAAUGGACCGUUCUGAUCCUCGUCGUCUGCUCCAUCUUCUCGUUCUCGGAAUUCCGCACCUGGCUCAAAGGCACCGAGAACCAGCACUUCAGCGUCGAAAAGGGCGUCUCGCACGAUCUUCAAUUAAACCUUGACAUCGUCGUCCAGAUGCCCUGCGACGCCCUGCACAUCAACAUCCAGGACGCCGCGGGAGACCGGAUUCUUGCCGGUGAGCUCCUCAAGAAGGAAAAUACUAGCUGGAAGCUGUGGAUGGAGAAGCGAAACUACGGCUCUGGCGAAUACCAGACUCUCAGUCACGAGGACGCCUACCGUCUCUCCCAGCAGGAGGAGGACGCGCAUGUCCACCACGUCCUGGGCGAGGUGCGUCGCAACCCGCGCAAGAAGUUCCCCAAGGGCCCGAAGCUGCGCCGGAGCGAUGCAGUCGACUCGUGUCGCAUCUUUGGUAGCUUGGAGGGUAAUAAGGUGCAAGGGGAUUUCCAUAUCACUGCUCGAGGCCAUGGAUAUCGGGAUUUCGCGCCGCAUUUGGAUCACGGCACCUUCAACUUCACGCACAUGAUCACCGAACUCUCCUUCGGCCCUCACUACCCCACCCUCCUCAACCCUCUCGACAAGACCAUCGCCUCCACCGAAUCCCACUACUACAAAUUCCAAUACUUCCUCUCCGUCGUCCCCACCAUCUACUCGAAGGGCUCUCGCGCCCUAGACAUCUUCUCCGGCGCUCCUCCCUCGCAGCAAACCCACUCCAACUCCAAGAACCUCGUCUUCACGAACCAAUACGCCGCAACCACCCAGGCCGACGAGCUGCCCGAAAGCCCCUUCUUCGUUCCCGGUAUCUUCUUCAAGUACAACAUCGAGCCUAUCCUGCUGAUGAUCAGCGAGGAACGCACCUCCUUCCUCUCCCUGCUCAUUCGUCUCGUUAAUACCGUCUCCGGUGUCAUCGUCACCGGGGGCUGGAUCUACCAGAUUUCUGGAUGGGCGACUGAAUUGAUGGGAAGGAGACGCGCGAGGAAGUCCGAGGGUGUCUUGACGGGGAAACAUGCGGAGGAAUGA